Messenger RNA from Dracunculus medinensis (Guinea worm), 1551 nucleotides. The record is from the annotation of a GenBank genome assembly. Lineage: Eukaryota; Metazoa; Nematoda; Chromadorea; Rhabditida; Dracunculidae.
GGACCACAGUUAAUUGUGGAUCCAAGUUUUGGAUCUAACUGUGAACUGUUUGCCAUGUUCACCUGUUUUUAUGCGCUCAUAAUAUUCAUUAUUGGAUUGGUACUUGAACUCUCCAACAUAUUAGAUGAUCAGCCAUCAAUGGUGUUCAGCAUAUUUAUGUACGGAGGUUCGGUGGCUUUUUUUCUUUACUGCCACGUUGUACUAAUGAAAUCUCGAAUCUCAAGAAAUAUGGUCAAUGGUAUACGACGAGCUACAAUAAACGAUGAAAAAUUGCAAUAUGAGGAUACUCAGUCAUAUCCAACGGGAAGUUUAUAUAUUCGACUUGGUUGCAUUGUAUUUGGCAUAUUUGGUGUUGUGAACUACGGUUUGAUCUUAACAGUUUGCAUCCUCGAAAAUCAAACCGGUGGAAAUAAUUGUAAUACUUGCACAAUAAUUUCUGUUUCACUCGCUAUCAUAUUUAUUUUCAUUCAAAUGCACUUUGUGUUUUGCAAUUCAAAAAUCAAAGUGUAUGGCUCAGUGAAAAUCGCAAGAUUAGGACUGAUGCACUUGGUCGCAACUAAUUUAUGGACAUGGAUACGUUAUAUACUCAUUGAAGAAAAGACAACAACAACUGAACUUGGUCAUGCAAAUUUCGGAAGUAAUUUAAUCAAAAUUCUUCAUGAAAUUGAGAAAAAAGACUAUAAAAUAAUAAAAUUUUUACUUUGUGUAUAUGUGUGCAUGUAUACGUGUGUGGUAGAAUAUGCGCUUAUCUGCGCUGGUAUGACAAUAGUAUUUUGGAUAAAUCUUGCAAAGGGAACGAACGAAUAUCGAAAGCAUAAAAGGCAUAAACCCGGUAUUAUUUCGGUGGAUUGUUCACGAACUUCGACGGGACUUUUCCUUGGUUUCGCUAUUAUAUCUUUUACACUAAUCUGUAUUGCAAUUUUUAAUACAUAUAUCUAUCACCAUGAAUCCGAAUUCCUCGCUAAUGCUAUUUUCUUUUCGGCUGAUGGCAUAGUUCUUUUAAGCUCACUUAUCGCUAUUAUUUUUGCAUUUUUUCGUUUAAAAGACCUAAAUUAUAAAAAGAAGAAAGCUGACAUUGAUGAAAGUAGUGAAUUACUUGAUCGAAUUUUGCUUGUUGUCGGUUUAGUUGGCCAACUAAUUUUCAGUAUAGGCGGAAUUAUAAGCCUAUUGAAUUCAAUGAAUUUCAAUUAUAUGAUUAUUGUACUCAUUGCUAUUCAAUUCUUGCGAUUUUUUCAAGUUGUUCUCCAAUCUGCAUUACUUCUUAUUGGCUCAAAAUUACAGGCAGCCUCGCCUGAAUCACAAUUUAAUAAGCCUGGAAAACAGGUGAUAACUUUCUUAUUGAUCUGUAAUAUAGCACUUUUCAUUAUGAAUACAUUCGAAGCACAAAAAGCAGGUGUAACUGAAAAUAUUGUUCGUUACUUUGGUAGCAAAGCGUGGGCCCUACUCGUACGCGGAUGCUCGCCAUUAACCAUAUUUUAUCGAUUCCAUUCAUCAGCAUGCUUCGCCGAAAUAUGGAAGCAUGCAUUUAAAUCUGCUUCAGGAGAAUUUUAA